AUGGCUGAAACUUUCGCCUUCAAUGCUGACAUCCAGCAGUUGAUGUCCUUGAUCAUCAACACCUUCUAUAGCAACAAGGAAAUCUUCCUGCGCGAGCUGAUUUCCAACGCAUCCGAUGCCUUGGACAAGAUCCGGUAUGAGAGCAUCACCGACCCUGAGAAGAUUGAGGCCCAGCCGAAUUUCUUCAUCAAGAUCGUCCCGGACAAGACCAACUCGACCCUGACGAUCGAGGAUUCAGGCAUCGGCAUGACCAAGACGAACGAGCUCAUCAACAAUCUGGGCACCAUCGCCAAGAGCGGCACAAAGGCCUUUAUGGAGGCAAUGGCCGCGGGCGGCGAUAUCUCCAUGAUCGGACAGUUCGGCGUCGGCUUCUACAGUGCCUACCUUGUUUCCGACAAGGUGCGUGUGAUCAGCAAGCACAAUGACGACGAGCAGUACAUCUGGGAGUCUGGUGCCGGUGGAUCCUUUACUGUGCAGAAGGACACAGAGCUCGUGCACGGCGAGAUCAAGCGCGGCACCAAGAUCAUCUGCUACCUCAAGGAGGACCAAUCUGAGUUCCUGGAGGAGCGACGCCUCAAGGACUUGGUGAAGAAGCACUCUGAGUUUAUUGGCUUCCCGAUCGAGCUCUAUGUCGAGAAGUCCAAGGAGAAGGAGGUCACCGAUUCCGAGGAGGAGGAAGAGGAGAAGAAGGAGGAUGCCGGAGACGAUUACAAGAAGUUCUACGAGCAGUUUGGCAAGUGCCUGAAGCUGGGCGUGCACGAGGACUCGACGAACCGCACCAAGGUCGCAGAGCUCUUGCGAUUCCACACCUCCAAGUCGGGCGACGAGCAGAUCAGCCUGAAGGAGUAUGUGGACCGCAUGAAGGAGGGCCAGAACGACAUCUACUACAUCACGGGUGAGAGCAUCCAGGCGGUGUCUUCGUCGCCCUUCCUGGAGACCCUGCGCAAGAAGGGCAUCGAGGUGAUCUACAUGACGGACCCCGUGGAUGAGUACUGCGUGCAGCAGCUGAAGGAGUUCGAUGGCAAGAAGCUGAAGAGCACCACCAAAGAAGGGCUGGACAUUGAUGACGAGGACGAGAAGAAGAAGUUGGAGGAGCUGAAGGCGGAGUUCGAGCCGCUGACGAAGCUGAUGAAGGAGGUGCUGGGUGACAAGGUUGAGAAAGUCAUGGUGAGCUCUCGCAUGGCUGACUCUCCUUGCGUGCUGACCACCUCCGAGUAUGGCUGGUCUGCCAACAUGGAGCGUAUCAUGAAGGCGCAAGCCCUUCGCGACAACUCCAUGACAUCUUACAUGGUCUCCAAGAAGACUAUGGAAGUGAACCCAAAGCACUCCAUCAUGUCUGAGCUGAAGAAGAAGGCUGCGGCCGACAAGUCCGACAAGACAGUGAAGGACCUGAUUUGGCUGUUGUUCGACACCUCGCUCCUGACCUCUGGCUUCAACCUGGAUGAGCCUACGCAGUUUGCAGGCCGCAUCCACCGCAUGAUCAAGCUCGGCCUCAGCAUCGAUGACGACGAUGAGGGCCUGGGCGAUGAUGACGAUUUGCCUCCGCUGGAGGAGGUUGAGGGCGCGGCUGACGAGGCUUCCAAGAUGGAGGAGGCGGACAACGACGCCGUCGAGGAGCUCCGCUUCGAGGCGAGCCUCCGCGCGGCGGCGCCGGAGUUCGUCCCCGAGAGCUUCGGCUUCGCCGCGGAGGUGCCGGAGACUCCGGGCUUCUACGAGGGCGACUUCGCGACAGAGGGCGACUUCGCGACAGAGACCUACGGCCCCGGCUUGGACUUCCAUGCCCACGGCGCGGUGGAGCCGGCGGCGGUUUUGCCCUUCGACUACGCGCAGGCGUUCGAAUACGGCGAAUACGAGGAGGAGACCUGGCAGGGCUACUAUGAGGGCGAUGCCUGGCACGAGAGCUUCGGCUACGGCUACGAGGGCUACUCCGAGGCGCCCUGCAUGGCCGGCGAAUGGCACGCGCACGCCGCGCCCUACGCAGGCGAUCACCUCGAUGAAACGCUGGCGGGGUGUCCGGUCGAUGGCUCGAGCGGACCGCUGCGGCAAGCCGCAGGAGACGAGGUUCGCGGUGCUUUUGGCAUGGACGAGGACCUGCCCCGCGCUGCGGCUUUGGAGUCCUUGCCGGACCCCGGGCCCGGGCGCGCCUCGCAGGCUCGUUUGCAGGGCCGCGGCAAAGGCUCCGGGCCCUUCCACCUCACGAUCGAGCAUCUGGAAGACUGGAUGGACGAGGGCUUCGUCGCCUCUUUGGUGGCCGGCUUUGGAGCAGAGGUGAGCGUCAGCAAGGCCCAAGGAGCCGCCUUCCUGGGGUUUCCCAGCCAGGCGGAGGCGGAGGCUUGUUGGAAGGCCCUUGAGCUCCCGCGAGGCUUGACGCUGCGCAAAGGCCGCGGCCUGGCGCAGCGAGAAGAGGGCAAAGCUGGCCGAUCGAAGACCGGGAGCGAACUUGACAAGGGCAAAGCGAGAGGCAAAGCCGAGCGCGGCAAAGGUGGAAGCGAAGCCCGAGACCUCUGGGCCUACAUCGACCCCCGGGGCAAGAUCCAGUCUGGGUUCAGCAGCGGGAAGAUGCGGGGCUGGUUCGAGGGCGGCUUCUUCAAGGAUCACCUGGAGGCAUUUUCCGAUCCCCGACGACUUCGGGACUUCGGAUCGGCGUCGAAGAUUUUCCCCCGAGCGGUCUAUGCACCUGGGCCCGAAGACUUCUUAGCUCUUGGCCUCAAAUUGGCAGACCGGCUCUUCGCCAUAGGCGGCCCCGAUGCGAGAUGGCCAGGUGCCGCCACGCCGGGCCUUUCGGACGCUCAAGGAGUUUACAAGAAACGCCAGCUUGACACCGGCUUUCAGCUGAGCACCCAAGCCCCUGCUCUGCUGACUGAAGCUUUGGACCAGCGGCAAUUCGGCACCAAGACGUGGCCCAACGACUGCCGCUGCAAUGUGGUGGUCAGCACUUCCGGAUUCAAGGCUUGGGAAGGCACCGUGGCGUGCCCGGGCCCCGGUGGCCAGAACGCCUGCGUGGUCCGCGCCGAGCCCGAUCUGGAGUCCGAGAAGCUGGCGGACCUGGCGCCGGGCACCGCCGUCACGGUGCUCGAGGAGCAGACUGCAUCAGGGCGCCUGAGAUACCGCUUGGGGCGUCCAGUCGAGGGCUGGGUCACCGCCAAGUACGUGAGGCAAAAGGGCCCCAAAGAGAAGGGCGAGCCGCCCGUGCGCGCGGACAAUGGAGACUGGAAGCCGCUUGGUGAGACCACCUUCUUCCCGGACAGCACCAUGAAAGUGAGCGACAAGACCCCAAUGGGCUAUCCUGUGGACAUCUUCCAAGGGCAAGAUGUGGAUGUGAGCUUCGGCUCUCCGGCGGCCAUGUACCGCGACCGGGUGGAGAUGGCUAUGUGGGUGGCGCGCAGGGUUGGCAGCUACAAAGAUUCCUUGGGUGAGGAGGUGAACGCCAUGCUGAUGGCGGAGAAUGAGCCUUCGCAGCCGCGGCGGUAUCGGCCCCAGGUUUUAUACAUCGCCGGGGUGGAAGGCACCGGGCACCACGGCGUGAUGCCCAUGAUCCUCUUCCCGGCCGUGAAGCAGUUCGGGAACUGCACUCUCUCCUGGUGGCGAUCCUUGCGAGAGGUGCUCAUGAAGACUCCGCCCAAAGAGCGGCGGGCACGGCUGAAGAGUUUGCUGGACGCGAUGCAGGUUUUUGACAAGCCUUUCUUCAUCAUGGAGUGGGCCUCCUGGCCGUUCGGCGAGCACGUGCGCAGCCGAUGGGGCAAGGGCUGCGAUGACCCAGCUGCGCUGGCGCGGGAGGAGGGCAGUGGCAACCCCGGCAACUCCGUGGACCUGCUGGAGUUCGUGGAACUCUUUCAGGAGCACGGGGACGUCAAGGUGAGGGAACCGAACCUCAUCCGGCCGCUUGCCGUUGGCUUCCGGCAAUUCGCCCAUGUGGGAGAGUCUGAAACAGGCAUUACUCACUUGGUCGCGCAGCAGGACCAAGCCAGAGGGGAACAGCACACGCUGGUCACCUAUCUCGACGAUAGGAAUCUGGUUGCCAAAUGUCCAGAGCAAGCAGCGCGCCUGUGGCGCGGCUGGCAGGACAUGUCUGGCCAUGUGGGCCUGUGGGAAAACGCAGACAAGGUUAAGGAUAUUCCGCCUUUGCCCACCUUGCAAUCGUGGUUCGCCAACGGGCACGAGCAUGGCCAGCCCGUUCUCGAAAAGGCCUUGGACCUGCCCAACUCCCUCACCUGCGAGCGCCAGGAGGCCUGGGACGCUUUGGCCGCCACCCUCUCUGUGCUGCUGGACCACCCGGACGCCCCCGCCGAGGAGCCCAACGCUCUGCCGAAACUCUGCUGGCAGCUGGACCCAGCGCUGAUCAGAUGGAGCGUGAGCGAGAUUCUGAACCCCUCCUGGUCUCCGGACCUGAACGAGGUGAACUUGAACCUCUAUGAGGCGCAGUACUACUGCGACGAGCGGGUGAAUGAGCUCAUCGAAGGAGAGGUCAAGGGAACUUGCGAGACGAGGUCCAGCUCGCCGCUGCCCAGCUGCCUCCAUGGCGCUGCCACCGUCAUGGCCUGCGCGGCCAACAUGUUCCUGCGGCACCACAAAGAUCCGGAGAUGGAGGAACUGGCGCCGGUGGCGUUGUCCUCGGCCCUGGGGCUGCGGUGGCUCUUGGAGUCCCAGCACAGGUACCUGGAGUUCCUGGACUCUUCCAACUGGCCGCUCCGGCUGGAGGACGUGGCGACCAUCUUAGACGCCUUCCGCGGCGCGUGGAACUGGACGGCGAACUCCAGCGAGGCGCUGGCCCAGCGCCUGGGGCCCUCCCGCAGCCCCUGGGACGGCGCUGGUGGCGCUGGCGGACGCGAGCGGCCGGUGCGGGAAGCGCAGCAGAGCCUGCGGAUGGCGGCGGCCUGGAGGCCGCCCCCGCCGCCAAAGCGGGUGCCGCCGCUUUGGGCCCCGGUGCGGCUCUGGGCAUUUGGCACCCACUGCUCGGUGAUGGCAGAGCCGAUUUCAGUGAUCACCACGUUGCUGGAGGACAUUGAGCUCUCCCUCACCUGGCUGGGAGCUUCGGACUACUGCCAGUACCACAAGGGCCACUUCGCCAAAGAUGCGGACAGCCCAGUGAGGCGGGCUUUUUCGGGCGUAGGCGGACCUUUUGGUCUUCCUUGA
Molecule: messenger RNA, 5133 nt
Organism: Effrenium voratum
Lineage: Eukaryota; Dinophyceae; Suessiales; Symbiodiniaceae
Source: the annotation of a GenBank genome assembly